Messenger RNA from Sardina pilchardus (European sardine), 1475 nucleotides. It is a transcript of the gene fen1, whose product is annotated as flap structure-specific endonuclease 1. Gene Ontology annotation, molecular function: manganese ion binding; 5'-3' exonuclease activity; RNA-DNA hybrid ribonuclease activity. NCBI's taxonomy places the organism in Eukaryota, Metazoa, Chordata, Actinopteri, Clupeiformes, Clupeidae. The transcript has 12 exons. The record is from RefSeq and is a predicted model, not a curated record. Bases 127 to 1269 code for a protein of 380 amino acids. Gene Ontology annotation, cellular component: nucleus.
UGGAUCGCCUCUCUGUAUCGUUUAGUGAUGCCUACUUUUAGAAUUUCGCGCGAAAACAGACGCAUUUCCUUCGCGCCGGUGGUGGUACAGAGAUCUUUCUAGCGUGUGAGGAGUCAUAAUAACGCCAUGGGAAUACACGGGCUUGCAAAGUUGAUUGCGGACCAUGCCGCUGGAGCCAUCAAAGAACAAGAAAUCAAAAGCUUCUUUGGGCGAAAGAUUGCUAUUGAUGCAUCAAUGUGCAUCUACCAGUUUCUUAUCGCGGUCAGACAAGACGGCAAUGUUCUACAGAACGAUGAUGGGGAGACCACAAGCCAUCUCGUGGGCCUAUUCUAUCGGACCAUCCGCAUGCUGGAUAAUGGAAUUAAACCUGUCUACGUGUUUGAUGGCAAACCCCCACAGAUGAAAUCUGGCGAGCUGGAGAAGAGAACGGAGAGGAGGGCAGAGGCUGAGAAACAACUUGCCCAGGCCCAGGAGGCUGGUGAGCAGGAGAACAUCGACAAGUUCACCAAGCGUCUUGUGAAAGUCACAAAGCAGCACAACGAUGAAUGCAAGAAGCUGCUCACGCUAAUGGGAGUCCCGUAUGUUGAGGCUCCCUGUGAGGCGGAGGCCAGCUGCGCUGCUCUGGUGAAGGCUGGAAAAGUGUUUGCCACGGCAACGGAGGAUAUGGACGGAUUGACAUUUGGAACCAACGUCUUGCUGAGGCAUCUCACAGCCAGCGAAGCAAAGAAACUACCCAUUCAGGAAUAUCAUUUCAGUCGCAUUCUACAAGAGAUGGGGCUUUCACAUGAACAGUUCAUAGACUUGUGUAUCUUACUGGGCUGCGACUACUGUGGGACCAUCAAGGGGGUUGGACCUAAGAGGGCAAUUGACCUGAUCAAACAACAUGGCAGUAUUGAGGAGAUUCUGGAUAAUAUUGACCUCAAGAAAUACCCGCCACCCGAAGACUGGCUGUACAAGGAGGCCCGUGGGCUCUUUCUGAAACCGGAAGUGGUGGACUCUUCCACCGUGGACCUCAAGUGGAGCGAGCCAGACGAGGAAGCACUCAUCAAGUUCAUGUGUGAGGAGAAACAGUUCAGUGAGGACCGCAUACGUAACGGCUGCAAGAAGAUCAUGAAGAGUCGUCAGGGGAGCACUCAGGGACGUCUGGACACUUUCUUCACCGUGACCGGCUCGCUGUCCUCCAAACGCAAGGAGCCACAACUGAAUGGCUCGGCCAAGAAGAAGCAGAAGACUGGAGCAACGCCUGGUAAAUUUAAGAAGGGCAAAUAAAAGGAUCAAGGAGGACAAAUCGUUGGAGUACAUUCUUCUAUUCUAUUUCUUCAUUCCGUUUCACUCUUUCUUUCUGAUACAAAGCAAUACUGGCUGCAAUAUCCUUUUAAUGAACUUGUGUAGAUAAAUGUUUUAAUAAAUAGUUUUGUGUGCGUACCUUGAAUAAAGUUUGAGUGUGUAUUUACUUGUAGGUUCUAUUCAUUUUA